CAGGCAUUAGACAGGAAGUCCCCAGGAGUGAACUUGGACGGAUUCAGUUAGUGACGACUAAUCCAAGGACCAGAAGGACCUUCCGAGAGUCCGCAGAACCAUUUUGUUUGCAUCCUCCGAGAUGUAAUCCUGUGUAUCCCUACAGAACGGCGGACGGUUCCUGCAACAAUCUGUACAAUACUCUUCUCGGCAAAUCCUUUACUCCCCAGUCCAGGAUCCUCCCGAAUGCCUACGAUGACACCAUUGAAACGCCCCGUUUCCGUUCUAUUUAUCGACAAUGGCCACUCCCUAGUGCCCGUGUGGUCAGCAAUGCCGUCCUGUCCGGACCCACGCCAAACAGCCUCGAGCAUUCCACCUUCCUGACCCACUUUGGACAGUUUAUCGAUCAUGACGUAAUUUCAACUCCAUCUUUGCUAGAUUAUAAAAACAAAUCAAUCACCGAUUGCUGCUCCGAUUGGCCCAUGGAUAGAUUUGCUUGUUUUCCUAUUACUGUGCCGAGGAACGAUCCACAUUUUCGAGGUCGAACGUGCAUGAAUAUGGUGCGGCAUGCAGCUUCACUUUCUAUAGAAUGUACCGAUGGUAUCCGCGAGCAGCAGAACCAGAGAUCCUCCUUUAUAGACGGCACGGCGAUCUAUGGCUUCCACAGGGAAAAAGAGUUACAACUUAGAAGAAAACACGGUGGUAAACUGAAUGAAAGUCAUAUUAUUGAUGGACUUUUGCCAUCGGACAAUUGUCCUUCCGACACACGUGUAACCACACGGUAUCACUGCUUCGACGGCGGCGACCACAGACAAAGCGAAACGCCAACCCUCACAGUAUUGCAUACCACGUGGUUGCGACGUCACAAUCUGAUAGCUGAGGCUCUACGAGCUGCCACAGGAAUUAUAGACGAUGAGACUCUUUUUCAGGAAGCAAAGAGAAUUGUGGUCGCGGAACUCCAGCAUAUCACUUACAACGAAUUUCUGCCAGCGGUUCUAAACAAUCGCCACCUUACUUUCUUCAACCUGCGUUCUAGACGAUCUGGACACGAUAACAUAUACAACCCUAGCGUGGACCCUCGAACCUUCAACUCCUUUGGGGCAGCGGUGUUACGUAUGGGUCACUCCUUGGUUAGAAACGUUGUCGGUCAUGACAAUGGGCGUGGGCGAGUAAGAACAUAUCCAUUACAAGAUCAUUUUGAUAAUCCCGAUCUCAUUUUUUAUCCUGCUUGCGAGCCUGGUGAUUUGCCCCCUUGUCAGACCAGAUAUCCUCCCCCUCCUCAUGGGUUUGAGUAUAUGGCGCGCUGGAUGUCUAAAGCCCCCAAGUCUCGUAGUGAUAAUACUUUAGUUGAUGGAAUCAGAAACCAUUUGUUUGAAGGUCGAGGCAGCAUGUUCGAUCGUGAAACCAUGUCCUUUGACCUCGGGGCUCUAAACAUUCAGCGAGGCCGCGAGCAUGGACUUCCGCCGUACAACGCCUUCCGCGCGUUCUGUGGACGGCGUCCGGCAUACCACUUCACUGCAGGUGUACACGGAGGGCUAGAGGACCAUACCCCGCAGAAUGCAGCUAACCUGGCCAGGGUUUACAGAAGUCCUCAUGACAUAGACCUGUAUGCUGGCGCUAUUUCGGAGACCCCCGUCCGGGGAGGAAUCCUGGGCCCCACCUUCUCCUGUCUGUUGGCCUACCAGUUCUCACUGUACAAACAUGGAGAUAGGUUCUGGUACGAAAACAACGACCACGAAAAUCCACGCACUGCUUUUACACAAGAUCAACUUGCCCAAAUUAAGGGAAUCACUCACGCCAAAGUUUUAUGUUCAGUUUUGAAGGACGAUCAUGGAGAUAUCAGUUAUCAAGCACGUCUUUUUAAACGUCAACAUCAGGAAAGAAAUCCGCGGAUCCCUUGCAGAGAAAUUCUUAACGGAAAUCCCUUAGGUUUUGAUAUUACUCCAUUUGCUAACGAACUUCAUCUCCUGCGUGGCAGCAGAAUAGGUCGCUCCCGGAAUCCCUAUGAUCCGUUCACCAGAGGUUCCUCUACUCUAUACGGGAGUAGACCUAGAAUCCGAAACGCUCCAUUUGAUGUUGGAUUUAGAGUUCCCUCACCUCGUAAUUUCAUUUGAUACAACAUUAAGGCGACGGUCGAGUUUGAUAGAAGAAUUGAUUAGUUACUGUGUAUGCAUGAUAAAAGUGUAUUGUAUAUUAGAUUUGAUUUGUCCAAUUGUAAAUGUGAGGAUAAAAAUUAUAAUGAAAUCAUGAUAAUGCGUUUUGUAUUAAACAAUUACUUUUCAAAAUUCACGAUGAUUUGAAUACAUCUGUAUCAAUUAUAAUAUACAGGACAUUUUAGUAUUUUUCUACAUUUGUUGUCAAAAACAUAUUUAUAUUUUUCAGUGUCUUUGUCUUUGACAACACUACAAAUCGAUUUUGUAAUGGUUAUCCCAAUACAUUUUAUCAAUUACUUUUUUAAUAUUCAAUCGUACAAUUGCUAAAAAAAAUAUUCGAAUAUAAGUAAUAAGGAAUCAAUCUUGAAUCUUAUAAGGUGAUCAAAUACGGUCGGGUUAUUUAAUCUACCAUAAAGGACUUCUGGUUUACUUAAUUACAUCAUAAUACUCGAAGAAAAAUUCCUUAUUUCUUAAAUGCAUUUCUUCUCAAAGCUUGAAGUUGCGAAGUUAUCGUCUAUUACAAUUCAAAGUAUUCGUCCUUAAGCUCGAUUAUGAAAUCAAUAAGGAUGUUUAUGCAGGCAUUAUAUUGCUUCAAAACAUCCUAGGCUUAGGAAAAUCGAGCAUGGUCAUUAAAAUUUACAAUCGAUGUAAGAAAUGUGAUAUGUAAUCUUCUUAUCUGCAUAUUUAAGUUUAUUAUUUUUUAAAAUCCCCAUUGUGAUCAUCGCCAAGAUUUGAAAGUUCCUAUACAGUUUAUUGAGUUAGACAUAUAUCUUUUAUGUUUAAAAAAACCAGAAUUAUUCUUCAAAAUAAAA
This is a messenger RNA of Magallana angulata, 2944 nucleotides long. RefSeq names its product peroxidase-like protein. The record is from RefSeq and is a predicted model, not a curated record. Gene Ontology annotation, molecular function: heme binding; peroxidase activity. The transcript is spliced from 10 exons. Gene Ontology annotation, biological process: response to oxidative stress. Bases 462 to 2093 code for a protein of 543 amino acids. NCBI's taxonomy places the organism in Eukaryota, Metazoa, Mollusca, Bivalvia, Ostreida, Ostreidae.